Triticum urartu is the source of this 1439-nucleotide messenger RNA. RefSeq names its product 1-aminocyclopropane-1-carboxylate oxidase. NCBI's taxonomy places the organism in Eukaryota, Viridiplantae, Streptophyta, Magnoliopsida, Poales, Poaceae. The record is from RefSeq and is a predicted model, not a curated record.
CUCACAGCUUCGACACCAUCUCCCUUCUUCUUCUUCUUCCACCUUCCAAUUUCCAGAGUCAUUGCUGGUAGCUACCUAAUCGACACACCUGAGACGUGCAAUGGCGAUCCCUGUCAUCGACUUCUCCAGGCUUGAUGGCGACGAGAGGGCGGCUGCCCUGGCGGAGAUCGCCGCCGGGUUCGAGGAGUGGGGGUUCUUCCAGCUGGUGAACACUGGCAUCCCUGACGAGCUGCUGGAGAGGGUGAAGAAGGUGUGCACCGACUGCUACAAGCUGCGCGAGGAGGGGUUCAACAGGUCCAACCCCGCGGUCAAGGCCCUGGCGGCCCUGGUGGAGCAGGAAGGCGAGGGCCUCGCCCCAAGGAAGGUCGAAGGCAUGGAUUGGGAGGAUGUCUUCACCCUCCACGACGACCUGCCAUGGCCCUCCAUCCCUCCAACCUUCAAGGAGACGAUGAUGGAGUACAGGACGGAGCUGAAGAAGCUGGCGGAGAAGAUGCUGGGCGUCAUGGAGGAGCUUCUGGGGCUGGAGGAAGGGCAAAUCACCAAGGUCUUCUCCAAGGACGGCGACUUCGAGCCUUUCUACGGCACCAAGGUGAGCCACUACCCGCCGUGCCCGCGCCCGGAGAUGGUGGACGGGCUGCGCGCCCACACCGACGCCGGCGGCCUCAUCCUUCUCUUCCAGGACGACCGCGUCGGCGGGCUGCAGGUGCUCGGCCGCGAUGGCCGCUGGGCCGACGUCCAGCCCGUGGAGAACGCCAUCGUCAUCAACACCGGCGACCAGAUUGAGGUGAUGAGCAAUGGCCGGUACAAGAGCGCGUGGCACCGCGUCCUGGCCACCCGCGACGGCAACCGUCGCUCCAUUGCCUCCUUCUACAACCCGGCGCGCGCUGCCACCAUCGCGCCGGCGAUCCCGGCCGCCGCCGACUCCGGCGACUACCCGAGCUUCUCGUUCGGGGACUACAUGGAGGUGUACAUCAAGCAGAAGUUCCAGGACAAGGAGCCCAGGUUCGCAGCGGCUGCGGCGACCAAAAAUAUGGUGGACUGAUCAGCCUGAGCCAGCAACCAAAAAUGGCUGCACCUGCAAAGCUUCAGCUACUUCUUCCUCCACUUGCUCUCUUAAUUAAGUUACUCGGUUAAGUGUGCAAUUACAAUACAGAUUGGUACGAUAAAUAGGUUGUUAAGUACAGAUGUAUCGGUGCCGUUCGGCGGUCUCACAGCCAUACAUGCAAAUAUAUGGUGGCAUAUGAGAUUGUCAGAAUGUGCUGUGGUCAGGAGAUGCCGGAGUGAUUUGUAGCUUGGAACGGCAUCUCUCUAUGGGUUUCAAAUAUUUUCUUCUGUUUGGGUGUGAGGUAUGUCCGUGUGGUUUGUAAAUGUACAUUAGUGGGAGAUGUGAGGACUGUGGAAAAGUCCUGUGAAUGGAAUAUAUAUUGAUGGGUUGCUUA